AUGGACGAAUUUAGCGAUUCCGGCGAGUUGUACACCAUCAGAAACCAGUUUUUCACAAGUCAGCAUCACAAGGUUGUUUCAUACUCAUUGGACUCCUUUGCUCAUGAAAAUAAACUCAGAGUUUUGGAAUUCCAAGUGAGAUCUAGUGUUGCCUUGUCCCAAGAUGCUUCUCAGUUGAUUGACCAAGGAAAGCUGAUUUUCCCAGAACUGACUCAUGUUUUCGAUGUUUUGCAAGCUUGGAACGAUUUGAUGACUUUUGGCAUUGACGAAUCCACUUACUUUGACGAUGUUGUGGAUGCUGAGUUUGAGUUGCAGGCCAGUCUAACCGCUCUCUACUACGUCAAAUUCAAGAAGGACAUUCCCCUGGCCAUCCAGCUUCUCGUGAAGUACACAAACUACAACACAAACAACGUCAAGGAGUUGGAGCCAUACUUGAUCCUCGUUCAGUUGUACUUGAUCAGGGAGAACUUCUCUGAUGCCGACAAGAUCUACAAGAGCUUCCAAAACUUCCCACCACAGGCCAGAGACAACAUCAUCUACCAGGUGUUGGAGAGCUGGAUCUUGUCUAUCAAGGGCGAGUCCGACAACAUCUCCAACUCAUACUACUUUUACGACGAGAUGUUGUCCUCGGACUUUGACGACGAUCCCCAGGGCAAGUUCCGUAUUUUGAACGUCUUACUUGUUAUGACAUUGCAAUUGAAGCACUUCCCAGAAGCCAAGGAGUUGUUGAACCAAAUCAAUGCUCUCAACUACAAGGGUAACGAGAAUGACGACUUCAUUGCCAACCAGGUGACGUUUGACUACCUCACCAACGGUGGCGCUAACGUUUCUGCAUUGUUGCAGCGUUUGAAAGAGGCCAACGCCGAGCACCAGUUGCUCACCGACUUGGAGGACAAGAACGCCAAGUUCGACGAAAUCGUGAACAAGUACCUGGCUGCUACAUAG
Candidozyma duobushaemuli is the source of this 945-nucleotide messenger RNA. Its product is annotated as coatomer subunit epsilon. The record is from RefSeq and is a predicted model, not a curated record. NCBI's taxonomy places the organism in Eukaryota, Fungi, Ascomycota, Pichiomycetes, Serinales, Metschnikowiaceae. Gene Ontology annotation, biological process: intra-Golgi vesicle-mediated transport; retrograde vesicle-mediated transport, Golgi to endoplasmic reticulum; endoplasmic reticulum to Golgi vesicle-mediated transport. Bases 1 to 945 code for a protein of 314 amino acids. Gene Ontology annotation, molecular function: structural molecule activity; protein binding. The transcript has a single exon. Gene Ontology annotation, cellular component: COPI vesicle coat.